Messenger RNA from Dicrocoelium dendriticum, 1688 nucleotides. Lineage: Eukaryota; Metazoa; Platyhelminthes; Trematoda; Plagiorchiida; Dicrocoeliidae. The record is from the annotation of a GenBank genome assembly.
GUUCCGGAAGUGUGUUUACAAGUGUCGUGCAAACAAUUUGACUUCUGUCAAAUUUCACUUGAUCCAAAGAAUUUUGGAUCAUCGUUUUCGCCGGAUUACGUCGUACCCGUUUUUGGGUACUUACCAACGUCGUCCAUCUUUUUCGGGUUCAGCCUCUGGCUAUCUUUCCGGUACUCCGAAUAUUCCCUUUCGGAGCAUGUGUAUUGAAUCGCAUCAUACUGAAUUGUUGAAUCAUUCCAACAUGGCCACUGAGUUGAAGAUUGUAUACAACCGCAGGGACUGUGGAAAUCCUUGGGGGAGAUUAAAGUCGACGUUCGAUGAUUCUGUUUUUGACGUUGGAUCCGACCUAAUACGAUUCGGUUGUUCGCAAGGUUUGUACGUUGUCAUUAUUCAACAUCAUUAACUGUUUUGAUUGUGACAUCAUUUUGCCGCAUCCACAGGUGUCUGGAUUACACUGCCUUUUGAUGAAAGAUCCGAACCUUCUAAUUUGGCUUUGUAAUUUCAGCGAGUCCGGGACGUUUCUGAAUGGAAGCCGCAUACUUCAUGAUCCCAUACAGAUACGGACCGGUGAUGUCUUCUACUUGUUAUAUUCCCCGGAUUAUCCUUCGCAAUCUGUUGGAUUUAACCUAGAAAUACUGUGUGAUCUGCCGGAUUCUUCUAGUACUAACAGCCCAUCUGUGUUGCCGCCUUCUGCCACACGUUCAGGGGCAAUAUCCGGCGCGUCGAAUACUGCUAAUGAAUUAGAAAGCUAUUUAUCUUGCCUAAUAUGUGGAAAUAUAUUUUAUACAUGUUGCAGUUUACAGCCAUGUCUACACAGCUUUUGCACAUUAUGUUGGCUUCAGUGGAAGCAAGUAAUGAACAUUUGUCCCAUCUGCCGCCAACCUGUUCGUGAGUACGCCAAAAAUCACCAGCUCAACUCUUUAGUGGAGUUGUUUUUGCGUGAACUUCCGUCAAAAGCAAAGAGAGAUGAGGAGAAGAAAAAAUGGGACGAAGACCUGGCCGCUCUUAAAGCCGCAGACGCCGUUGCUACAGAGGGAGCCACUCAACAUUCAGGUCUCAGGCACCCUCGUCCAGCGAAUCCUUUCACUCUCGCCUGUGUUGUUUGUGGCUGGCAUCGAGGAAUGAGUACUGGUCCACCAUAUUGCAGUUCUCACAAUGCUUGUGCUUGUUGUGGCAGACUUGUUCCGAGCUACCAAGGAGGAUUAUCUCAUGUAAACAAUGUAGAAUGUGAGAGUUGCCGGCGUUCUUUCUGCGCAUUGGUUGCUUCUGGCGGUUGUCAAGGAUGUGGAACUUCUUGCCUGAGUCGCAUUAGCGAUAUGAAGAACCUACCUGCCCUACCCCCAGGCCUACUACUGGGCAACACAGUCGAGACCGCCAUAGUCACGGACUACUUGUCAGAAAAGAAUAUAAGCACUUCCGAUUUUGUGACUGCUUGCCUGGACCACUUAGACCCCUCCUUGUUUGGAGGUCGAUCGGUGGAUCUCGAUCCACUUUUGUGCCGUGACUGUUCAACGCGUUGUCUUUCGCACUUGGCGUACCAAUGGCGACUCAGUCUGCCUGCCACCGAGCUCCCCCAGCAUGUGGUCUCACGCCCGGAUUGUCACUAUGGAAGAUAUUGCCGUACACAACGGUCAAGUGCGAUCCAUGCUAACCGGUACAAUCACAUUUGUGAUCGAACGCGCCCUUAA